GCUACGGAGCGAGCGGACGUCGUCGACGCGCUUCACGACGAGGACACCAGGCGCGCUGGGUGGUCGUCGAUCGAUACCGGCUGGUCGCUGGCUGCUGGACCCCUUUUCACGCACAAGAACGUGGAGGGCAUGGGCGCUUCGUAG
This is a messenger RNA of Angiostrongylus costaricensis, 144 nucleotides long. The record is from the annotation of a GenBank genome assembly. NCBI's taxonomy places the organism in Eukaryota, Metazoa, Nematoda, Chromadorea, Rhabditida, Metastrongylidae.